This is a messenger RNA of Contarinia nasturtii (swede midge), 656 nucleotides long. RefSeq lists its product as uncharacterized. The transcript has 4 exons. Lineage: Eukaryota; Metazoa; Arthropoda; Insecta; Diptera; Cecidomyiidae. The record is from RefSeq and is a predicted model, not a curated record. The coding region runs from base 199 to 630 and encodes 143 amino acids.
AUGUUCAACAACAAUACGUUGAUACAUCGUGUGUGUAUGUUUUUGAAGCGCUUGCAUCGUUAAAUUGAAAUUAUUUCGUUGGUUUUUUUUUCUUUUAUUAUUAUUUUGUUGUUGUCGUCGUUAUUUGUGUUUUGUUCGGUCGGCUUUUCCUUUCAACGGAAAAUUUUUAAAUGCUCAAAACGAGCGCGACAUCAGAACAUGACUACUAUUGAAGAAAGAAGACAAUAUUUGGAUAAUCCAUUUUACGAAAAGGCAUUGUACGGUGAUUUUUCGCCAUUUUACAAAACAAUUGCCGUUUGUACGGUAUUUUGUUUGAUAAUUUUCAUAUUGAACAUCGUACUUGGUUGCUGUUCCAAGCAUCGACAAUAUUGGCAAGAUCGACACACUGGUAAUCGUUGGAUUGUAUCACUUUGGACGGCAACACCGCAUAAGAAUCCGCCAUUAGAUUUGACUGAAUUGGAAAACGUGAGCUCAUUUUAUCCAAAGAGUGCUGACGUUGAACACCCAGAGGUUUCUUAUCAUCGUCCACAACAGGAGGAACGAGGUGGUUAUAGUCGCGCAUACAAUCAAUCACAACCAACUGAAGAAUACGUUGAGCUACAGCAACCGAAGCGAGAGAGCGAUAUUUAAUUAAAGCCAUUGUUCAUCAAUCCAUC